Sipha flava (yellow sugarcane aphid) is the source of this 762-nucleotide messenger RNA. RefSeq lists its product as uncharacterized. The record is from RefSeq and is a predicted model, not a curated record. Bases 1 to 672 code for a protein of 223 amino acids. NCBI's taxonomy places the organism in Eukaryota, Metazoa, Arthropoda, Insecta, Hemiptera, Aphididae. The transcript has 4 exons.
AUGGUGUUGGGUGGAUACAUCGGGUUCGUCUCCCUGCGAGUUUUGAAGAAGUCGUUAAGAAGUCGUGUCAAACUUGCUUCCAACGUCGCUAUGCGUGAUUCGAAUGCGGCCCGUUUGGCGUCUCGACCUAUUGAUUCACGUAGCGGUAAAAGUCGCGCCGCUGUGGACGAAAAAAUAUUGUCCUGCGUUGAGGUGUCGAGUGGGUUUGAUGUCGACUACCAAAAACACCGCAAACCAUCCAUAUUACAAAUUAUAUCCUCAACAUUUUUUCAACAAGAACUGAUUGUGAAUGAUAUUAGGGUAGCAGUUGUUUUUGCCAACAUUGAUGCGAUCUAUAGAUAUCGCGAAGAGUUAACUUCAGUUGAGCUGGUUGGAGUAGAUGCUACAUAUAAAACUGUUCCUCAAGUGCCAGGGAACUUACGAUCUUUCCUAACAUUUCAAGUACUCUACAAAGAUGUUGCAUUUCCAAUGGUCUAUGCCCUUUUGAGGAGUGAAACAAAAGAAACUUACUCUUCAUUAUUAACAGUAAUACGCAAUAUUUUACCUCUUCGUUAUAAUAGAAUCAGUUUUGUCACUGAUUAUGAACGAGCUCUUAUGAAUGCUAUCAGGGAAAUAUUUCCAAAUAGUCAAUUAGUAUCUUGUUGGUUUCAUUAUACAAAGGUUAGAAAUUAAAUAUGCAAAAAAGAGAGGGAAAAUACAUCUAUAAUGAUAAGAGAAUGCGUACAGCAGCUGAAUAAAAACGGUGACUUAUUGAUGUUUUCG